Molecule: messenger RNA, 792 nt
Organism: Suricata suricatta (meerkat)
Lineage: Eukaryota; Metazoa; Chordata; Mammalia; Carnivora; Herpestidae
Gene: SAT2
Product: spermidine/spermine N1-acetyltransferase family member 2
Exons: 6
Coding region: 1-534 (177 amino acids)
Molecular function (GO): N-acetyltransferase activity
Source: RefSeq, a predicted model, not a curated record
AUGGGAGUGGGAAAAAGAGAACAGCAUUUCAGAGAGGGGAAUGGCGUGUUCACAAGCCCAGAGAACCGAUACAGUGAUUCUGAGGAACUAGCCGAGUACGAGAAACUCUCGGACCAGGUGAAGAUCAGUGAGGAAGCCCUGAGAGCAGAUGGCUUCGGAGAGAAUCCUUUCUAUCACUGUUUCGUGGCCGAACUCCUUCCCGCCGGGAGGGAGCCACAGGGGCCCUGCCUGGCGGUGGGCUACGGGUUGUACUACUUCAUCUAUAGCACGUGGAAAGGGCGCAGCGUUUAUUUGGAAGACAUCUAUGUGAAGCCCGAAUAUCGGGGUCAGGGGAUUGGUUCCAAAUUAAUCAAAAAAGUGGCUGAGGCGGCCCUGGAAAGGGGCUGCUCCCAGCUGCGCCUCGCAGUCCUGGACUGGAACGAGAGGGCCAUGGACUUGUACAAGGCCCUAGGAGCCCGCGACCUGACCGAAGCUGAGGGCUGGCACUCCUUUCGCUUUGAAGAAAAGGCGAUGAGGGAGUUGGCAGGAAAGUGAUGCCAAUCCUUGGGCGUCUCUCUCUUUGGCCUCCCCCCCACCUGCUCAAGCACUCCUCAGAGACUUGUCCCCACGGACAAGGGCCACCCUGAAGGAAGAGAGGUUGGGAGUCACCAAAUCGGAAGUCUGGGAAAGAGCAGAAUUGAGGGAGAGGCCCUUCCGCCUCCUGGGUGAGGAUGAGAAAUAAAUGAGAAUUAUUGUAUCCUGAUGCGGUGCUGAUAUAGCAGUUGAUGGUCCAAUAAAGCUCCAGCGACUUCA